Arctia plantaginis is the source of this 1233-nucleotide messenger RNA. NCBI's taxonomy places the organism in Eukaryota, Metazoa, Arthropoda, Insecta, Lepidoptera, Erebidae. The record is from the annotation of a GenBank genome assembly.
AUGAAACUACAAUGCCAGGUAGAAAUCGUAAACAGAUUACAUAGUAAUUUGAAUAUAAGAUCAAAUGGAAAAUAUAUAAAAUCAACGUUAGCGCUAGGAAAGGAACCCAAACGUGAGGCAGAUUAUUUUAUAAUCCACUUUUCAUCAGUUAAUAAAACUGGAACAAAGUAUAGUGUGAAGCGACUUAAACAAGUGUUUAGUAAGUGUUUGAACGAAGGAAAAACUACAUUAAGAUUUGAAGAGCCGCCUCACGACUUGUGUGUAAAAAGCGAGGCUAUUCAGUUGAAAUGUUUCAUGCGAUUACUUAAAUCUUGCAUUACUGGUGAUGUUAAGAACCUACAAAUAGCUCCUUUAACAAGUUUAAGUGUCACUCAAAAAGAUAAUGCGCCUACUAAACUCGUAAUACGCGAUAGAAGUGAUUUUCCAAUUAAGGGACUCCCAAGAACUUUAGAAUCGCUUUAUAUCAAUGGUCUGAAACUGUGCAACUUCCGCAGAGAUAUCUUGUUACUAAAGCAGUUGACGAUUCUAGAUCUUAGUAAUAAUGCUAUUGAAAAGCUACCUGCUGAAUUUGGUCGAAUGCCGAAUUUGUGUGAACUCUAUUUAUCAAACAAUCAAAUUGGUGUGAGGGGUGAUGUAGAUUGGCGAUGGUUACUUGGACCUCAGAUUACAAGUGUCCUCAAACUGUUAGACUUGAGUGGAAAUAAAUUAGGUCAUCUACCACAAUCAAUCUGGAAAUUGCAGAAGUUAGUUACAUUAAAAUUAGACAACAACAUGUUAGAAAAAUUACCAACUACACUAGGCAGAUUGUCUACUUUAAGGUACUUAACAAUUUCACAAAAUGAGAUUACUUCUCUACCUUGCAGUAUACUACAAUGCCGCUUAGAGUACAUAGACUUGUCAGAAAACAAGUAUGAUGUAAAAGAAACAAAUAUGGCACCCAUACAACAUACUCCAUGGGAUUUCUACAUAGGGAGCUUAGUAGAUAUUGCUUCCAAAGUUGUGUUAAAACAGAAAUUCUUCUAUGCUCCAAACAUUAUACCAAGGACUUUAGUCGAGUUUCUAGAUAAUGCAAACAUGUGCAUCUGUGGUGCUCCUGUAGUAAACAACAGCUAUUAUAUGAACAAAGAGUUUGAAUUAAAAGAUUUUUUUAGAGUUGUCGUAUUUAAUAGUAAUAGGAAAAGUACUGUUACAGUCCAAUGCUAUUUUUGCUCACCUAAAUGCUUUAAUAGAUAA